This is a messenger RNA of Lutra lutra (Eurasian river otter), 1692 nucleotides long. RefSeq names its product endogenous retrovirus group K member 21 Gag polyprotein-like. Gene Ontology annotation, biological process: viral process. The transcript is spliced from 2 exons. The record is from RefSeq and is a predicted model, not a curated record. Gene Ontology annotation, molecular function: zinc ion binding; structural molecule activity; nucleic acid binding. The coding region runs from base 1 to 1692 and encodes 563 amino acids. Lineage: Eukaryota; Metazoa; Chordata; Mammalia; Carnivora; Mustelidae.
AUGGGCGGCUCAGGAUCAAAAGGUCAGAAACUUUUUGUGUCAGUUUUACAACGCCUUCUCACUGAACGGGGGUUAAAAGUAAAAGAGGGCACAGCUAUAGAAUUUUAUCAGUUCCUUAUGAAAGUUUCCCCAUGGUUUCCUGAAGAAGGAGGUCUUAAUUUAGAAGACUGGAAACGGGUCGGGAGAGAAAUGAGACGGUAUACAGCAGAGCAUGGGGAAGAAUCAGUCCCUCGACAGGCUUACCCCAUAUGGUUACAAAUGAGGGAAAUCCUAACAGAACAAUCAGACUUGGUAUUGUUAUCAGCAGAAGCUGCCUCCAUAACAAAAGAGGCUACAAAACUUUGUGGAGAUAAUAAAAAGAAUUAUGGUUCCACUCAUGGCAAAGAUUUGCCUAAUACUGAUAGUGAUGAUAUUCUUUCUCCUGAAGAUGAGGCUGAUUUAGAGGAUGAGGCAGCACGGUACCAUGAAGAUCAGGAUGAUUAUGUACUAAUGGCUCGCCCCAAAGUGAAACAUAAAAGGCCAGUCCCUGCCCCACGUCGAAAGUAUAUGCCUCCUGUGGGAUUUGCAGGAGCCAUGGCUCAAGCAAGAGAUGAAGGGGAUACCUCCUUCGUUUUUCCAGUAGUAUAUACUGGAGAUAGUGAUGAUGAGGAUUCUCCUGUCUGGGAACCAUUGCCUUUAAAAACUCUAAAAGAAUUGCAAGGAGCUGUAAAAAAUAUGGGGCCUUCAGCACCCUAUACCAUACAGGUGGUUGAAAUGGUUGCUAGCCAAUGGUUGACUCCACACGAUUGGCAUCAAACAGCAAAAUCAACCUUAACACCAGGGGAUUAUGUAGUAUGGAGAACAGAAUAUGAAGAUAAAUGCAAAGAAACAGUACAAAGGUACUCAGGUAAACGAGGCUUGAAGAUAACUUUAGAUAUGCUGUUAGGCACAGGAGCUUACCUUACCCCUGUGUCCCAGAUUAAGCUAACAAAAGCUGUAUUGAAGGAAGUUACUACUAAUGCAGUUCUAGCAUGGAGGGCUAUUCCUCCACCAGGGGCCAAAAAGACUGUCUUGGCUGGAAUAAAGCAAGGUAAUGAAGAACCAUAUGCAGAUUUUGUCUCCAGACUAGAGGAAGCCUUAAAUAGAAUGAUGCCUCAUUGCGAAGGCACAGACAUAUUAUUAAAACAAUUAGCAUGGGAAAAUGCCAACUCCUUGUGUCAGGAUCUUAUAAGACCCUUGAGACGCACAGGGACUGUGCAAGAAUAUAUUAAAGCAUGCAUAGAUGCUUCCCCUGCAGUGGUUCAGGGGAUGGCCUAUGCAGCAGCCAUGAAAGGACAGAAAUAUACUGCCUUUAUAAGACAAACUUAUGGUAAUGGGAAAAGACCCAAUGGCCAAUCAAAUCAAGGGCUUACAUGUUUCUCCUGUGGGAGUUCAGGUCAUAUGAAAAAGGACUGUCCAAAAGGGACAAAAGAGGUCAAAAAACCCCCACCAGGUGAUGCAGAAUCCCCCAUCUGGAUCCCAGAUCGGCUCAUUCGGCACUGCUCAGCAGAAGCAACGACCGAAGCGAAAACGAAAGCACAGACGACAAAUAGCAAGUUCAGCCGGAUGCAACUGGAGAAGAAAACAAAAAGAAAAGAAAGUUCCAACCUUCACUCAACUGCGAACGCUAACCCAAGAGGCAAAAGCAAUCCUGACGAAAACUCAGACACCUGA